AUGUCUGCCGAAUUACAACAGUUGAUCUUGUUACAGAGUCAGCAAAUACACAGUCUGGUGGAAGCAAUCGCCAAACAAGCGGCUCAUCCACCAACACAAAAGGAACAUGCACAAGCAGCACCACCCUUCCGCGUGGAAGUCUAUCGACUACUUUGUAAGUUGUUCCCGGAAUCCAAGCCAGAAGCUUUAGACUAUGACUUGCCUGACCCGUCAUUAGAGACUUUGAUGAACAUCAUUGAAGCCCAAGAUACUUUUGACUAUGCUGAGUGUGAGUUAGAUCAGCCAUGUAUUUCUCAAAUUGCCUGUGCUAAGCAAGUUAUGUCACGCCCGCGGCCCCACCGGCAGAGUCAGACUGUAAACACUAGCCGGCCGCGUCAUGUUAAACACAUUCGUCAGCCGCGUGUGCAAAAUGAUAGACUUACGUCUUGCCCUAAGUGUGUUCUUGCUCAUCCUCGAAAGGACACAUCCAGACUGUGUUUGCGUAAACGCAAGAACAAUUCUAGUGCUGCCCAGCCCAUGGAUAUUCAUGUUAUUCAAAGCCAGCCCGCCCGGAAGGUCGCGUUUAAAGAUUCUUCCACGGUUAGUGUGGGUAAUAAACUUGUUCGCAAUAAGCCACCCACCCAGCCCUCUGCUAUGCGACCCAAGCGUAAUUCAAACGCUGUAAAACGUAAUGUACAGACUGCAAGUGAAGCGGGAGUUGUUGUUCCACCCGCCCAACCCACGAGUUGUCGUAAGCAGCGAACACGCGCUAAACGCGCUGAUUUUGUGUCUUCCGCCUCCACUGCACCGAUCCAGAGACAGUGUAAUAAACUCUUUGUGAAGCUACGCAUCCAGGAUAAGACCUUCAAUUUUCAAUUAGACACUGGUGCAGUUUAUCACGGUCGCCAUCGUUGGGAACGUGGUACCGUGAUAAGUGUCCAGGGUCGCGGUUUUUAUACUGUUCAAGGUGCUACUGGGGUGCACAGGAGGCAUCAGGACCAGUUGCGCCGCGCUGGCCGCCCGGAUUCUGCCGCUCGUUCUUUGUCCACAGAUUUGGUCCGCGGCGGGUUCCAGCCGCGCCUUCCGACUUCGCUGCCGCCCCCAGGGCAGCAGCAGCAGCCGUCGCCACGCCGACAGCCCGUCCCGUUGAUGCCUCCCGCGCAGCUUCAUACGGGAGCGCCCCGGGUGGUCGCUCCAGCGCCUGCGGUCCCUCUUCAGUCGCCGCCGCCUUCGGAGCUGAUGGACGUCGACCCCUCAGCCGGGCCGCCUUCCCAAGCGGUGGCUGUGCAGCCUGUCCUGCAGCCGCUUUCCUUGGGCACCCCCAAGGAGUCUGACACCGCAGCGCCUUGUCCGGCGCCCACUCAGCAGCCGUCGACGCAGCGUCAGGAGACGCUGCCUCUCUUCGUGGGUCCCGACGCCCCGUCGCGUCCAGUACCAGAAGCUGCACCCGUGGUCACAGGCGUGCACCCUGACCUCGGUUUUCAGUCGGUGUUUCCCGAGGCCCCGCGCAGCCAAUGCUGGGGUGCGGACCGGGGACUGCCACCGACAACAGUCUCUGCCCCGGUCUCUUCUGCUACGCCUGCGGCCUGA
Schistocerca nitens (vagrant locust) is the source of this 1569-nucleotide messenger RNA. Its product is annotated as serine/arginine repetitive matrix protein 1-like. The record is from RefSeq and is a predicted model, not a curated record. The transcript has 5 exons. The coding region runs from base 1 to 1569 and encodes 522 amino acids. Lineage: Eukaryota; Metazoa; Arthropoda; Insecta; Orthoptera; Acrididae.